UGGUCCUCAAACUGUGUGCCCUUUAAGAACAUUCUGGACUACAAUUCCCAGAAUCCUCAGCCACGUUGGUCAAUGGCCUGGGAUUCUGGGAGCUGAAGUCCACAACCCUCUUGAAGGGCCCAGUUUCCCUCAGCUUGGCCUGCUGCCUCCCACCGCGCCUUGGGCGUCUCCUCCUCCGAGCGAGGAGUCAGUCAGAGUCAGUGAGUGAGGCGGAGGCCGAGCAGGAAGCACGGAAGGAAGGGCCGGCUGGGCCUUGGACUACUUUGGAGCCCUGCCUCGGCGUCGGGGAUGUUCAGCUGGCUGGGGAAGGAGGGCCGGCGGGCCAGGGCCGGGGAGGGCGAGGACGUGGUGGAGACGGUCACCGGGGGCCUCAAGGAGCUCUACGCCAAGAAGCUGCUGCCUCUGGAGGAGCACUACCGCUUCCAUGAGUUCCACUCGCCCGCCCUCGAGGACGCCGACUUCGACAACAAGCCCAUGGUCCUCCUCGUCGGGCAGUACAGCACCGGGAAGACCACCUUCAUCAGGUAUCUAUUGGAACAGGACUUUCCAGGAAUGAGGAUUGGUCCAGAACCAACAACAGAUUCUUUCAUUGCUGUCAUGUAUGGAGACACUGAAGGGAGUACUCCAGGGAACGCUCUUGUCGUGGAUCCCAAGAAGCCAUUUCGUAAACUUGGCCGUUUUGGAAAUGCAUUCUUGAACAGGUUCAUGUGUGCUCAGUUACCUAAUCAGGUUCUGAAGAGUAUUAGCAUCAUAGAUAGCCCUGGUAUUCUUUCAGGGGAAAAACAGAGACUCAGUAGAGGGUAUGAUUUCUGUGAGGUCCUACGGUGGUUUGGUGAGCGAGUUGAUCGCAUUAUCCUUUUAUUUGAUGCCCAUAAACUUGAUAUUUCUGAUGAGUUUUCAGAAGCAAUCAAAGCAUUCCGGGGUCAGGAUGACAAAAUCCGAGUGGUGUUGAAUAAGGCUGACCAAGUAGACACCCAGCAAUUAAUGAGAGUCUACGGUGCGCUCAUGUGGUCUUUGGGAAAAGUGAUUAACACUCCAGAAGUAUUACGUGUCUACAUUGGUUCUUUUUGGGCCAUGCCCCUGCAAAACACAGAGAACCGAAAGCUGUUUGAGGUGGAGGCACAGGAUCUGUUCCGGGAUAUCCAGAACCUUCCCCAGAAGGCAACUGUGAGGAAACUGAAUGACCUUAUCAAGAGAUCACGGCUUGCAAAGGUGCAUGCUUAUAUCAUUAGCCAGCUGAAGAAGGAAAUGCCUGCUGUAUUUGGAAAAGAAAAUAAGAAGAGGGAACUGAUCAACAAACUACCUGAAAUUUAUCGUCAGUUACAACUAGAGCACCAUAUCUCACCAGGAGAUUUCCCAGAAGUCAAGAAAAUGCAGGAACUGCUGGAGAACUAUGAUUUUACUAAAUUCCAUUCCCUGAAGCCAAAGCUGAUUGAAGCUGUGGAUAACAUGCUGGCCAGUAAAGUUGCAUUCCUGAUGACGCUGGUGACCCAAGAAGAACGUAACACGCCAAAUCAAAAAGUGCACGGUGGUGCAUUUGAAGGCACCACAGCAGGGCCAUUUGACCAUGGCUAUGGGGAAGGUGCCAAAGAAGGAGCAGAUGAAGAGGAAUGGGUGGUGGCCAAAGAUAAACCUGCAUACGAUGAAAUCUUUUACACUCUCUCACCAGUCAAUGGCAGAAUCUCUGGAGCCAGUGCAAAGAAGGAAAUGUUGACCUCCAAAUUGCCAAACAGUGUCCUGGGGAAAAUUUGGAAGCUUGCUGACUGUGACAAUGAUGGCAUGUUGGAUGAAGAAGAAUUUGCAUUAGCAAAACAUCUCAUCAAAAUAAAAUUGGAGGGAUAUGAACUGCCCACUAGUUUGCCUCUCCACUUGGUACCUCCUUCACAUAGAAAAUCUUUGUGUGGAGCAGAAUGAUUAGUGCAUUGUGAAAACACUAACAUUCAGAAAGAUAGCAUUCAGUUACCCUUUAAGCCACCUACAAGGGGUUUUUAAAUACACUUUCAGAGUAAGAUUAUUGUCAAGUAUGUUCAGGACAAUAAUAUACAAAUCACAAUUGUUUAGAGGGAAAACAUGAAAGCCAUGAGUAACCAGACCCUGUUUCACUGAAAGUACAUGUAUUACGGAAAGGAUUAUUAGUGCAAUCUCCUCAUUGUGUGUCAAAUGCAUGCAAUGUUUCAUGUAUGAUCUGUGACAGGUAGCUGUUAACACUUCCUACAAGUAAAUGCCUUUUGAAUUUUGAUGUGGCUCUGAGUUUCAUGCUACAGUAUAUUCAGAUCAGAGCAACCAGCAAUGUAGCAAGGGGUUGAAAUGGAAACUCCUCCUUUUAAAAUGUGCUUGUUAAAUGUGCCUUUUCAGUGACCUUCUGCAAGGUUGUUUUUGUUUGUUUGUUUAAUUUUGGUGUCAAAAAGAAACUUGACAUUUUUCCACAUAAUUACAAUCAAACUACUGAAAUAAGAUGGGUUGGUGUAAAAUAAUGUUAACUUCUUCAAAAAUUAAUACUUUACUGUAUAGUAAAAUGGUAAAUUCUCUUUAAAUUGAAAUAUAACACUUUUAAAACUUCCCUCUUGGAGAAGACAUUGUUUAAUUCACUAAUGAUACAGUACUUGAAAUAUUUUCAUGUUGUACUAGAAUCCACCUGUAGUCCUGAAAUUCAUUUAGAGUUUAUAAGGUUACACUUUGGUGCAGCUUUAUUCUUUGAAUCAAAAAUUAAAAGCACACCUUGUACCAAACGUCUUUGCAAAUUGAGAUGCAGGAAUCAGUAGUUGCCCUCCAGAAGUAUUCUACCCAAAAAAUAUGUUUGGACUGAAACACCCAGCAACCCCAGCUAGCAUAGUCAACAAAAGGAAAACCUUGGAUUUGCAGUCCUGAAACAUCUGGAGAGCUGCAUGAAUCCUAUCACUGGUGUAUGUAGCAAAAGCUCUUCUAUGAAUAUAGAAUUCAGUUCAGGAAAUCAAUCAGUUGGCGUAAUGAAUACUUUAAAAUCUUGGAAACUUUAAAAUCUUAUAAUAGUUCUGUAAUUAUUGUAGAAGUUACUCCCACUGGCUUUUUGUAAUUAUGCUUGAUCAGAAAUGUCCUGUUGCAUUAGACCAUGGGUCUGUCUAAUCCACCCUUUCAUUACUAACAUAAAUGUCUUCAGGAACCUCACAGGCAGGGUGUGAAUGCAAUAUGAUUGUCACAUCAUUUGAUAGUUGAAGGCAUACUAUUUCUGAUCAUGGGAGUUCUAUACCACAUCAUCUCUAGUAGCUAUUGCUAAAGUAUCUUUUGUCCUAUUGACUUGUAAAGCUGUCUAGGAUAAUGACUAUCACCAAAUAUUGUGUGUUUGAAUUCCAUGGGUUAAUUUUAACUUGUAAUACUGUGAAGCCUUUGUUUUGGGGUUGUUAAGUGGUGUAUUUUGGGGGGGGGGGUUGUUUUUGUUUUUAAAUGUAUAUGAAAAUACUGAAGUUUCUUUUCCUCUGUAGUGGUCAUUUGCACACAAAAAAAUCUCUUUAAUUCCAAAGUAUGACUAUAAAACACAUCUACACAUUUUAUGUGGCUACCUUGUAUCAGUUAAAUGUAUGCUGAUUGAAACUACUUGAUAGUAUUUUGUAUAACCCGAACUGUUGGCUUUAAAAUGCACCUAGCAAGCUUACUUGCAUCUUCUGGCCUUCUGUGCUUUCCUUUCAGCUCUUCAGUUUUGUGCAUUCCUCUCAACCUUUGGGCAGCCUCAAGUGUAUGGAUGUCAUAUGAAGAAGAGAGAUCAGUCAGUCCUGCUGGAAGAUAGAACCUUUCCCACACAAGACAGCGUCUUUUUGAACUCUGCACCUCAGCUAUUUUAAUGUGGAGAUGCUAGGGACUUGCCCAUGGAAAGCAUGUGCUCAGCCAGUGACAUAUGCCUUUGCUAUUAUUGAAUCUUGAUUGUAGUAGCUUUCUGGUACAUUAUUUCUUGGAAUCAGUUCAUUACCAUAUGGCAGUUGACAAACUGAGAAACUGAGACUAUUAUCUUAAUGUAUCUUUUAGUGCCAGAGAAAUCAAUUGACUAGCAGCCCAAGCACUGAUUGUGCUACCAGGCUUGUGAAAAAUAAGCUAAGUUAGUGGUAUGAUUUCUCUCUCUCUCUCUCUAGGAUUCAGGGUUUUCUGAGAAUCUGUGAAAACUUUCUGUCAUCCCUUUUAUCAAGAAUGGUUAUAACGUGGAAAGAAUGUGGGGUUUUUUUCCUGUAUUCUACAGGAGUUUCUGAAGUUUUAUGAUUAAAAUGUUUCCAGAGGGAGGAUACCAAAAUGGUGAAGGGGCUGGAAACCAUGUCUUAUGAGGAAAGACUUAGGGAGCUGGGUACGUUUAGCUUGGAGAAGAGACUGUUAAGAGGUGGUAUGAUGGCCCUAUUUAAGUAUUUGAA
Messenger RNA from Sceloporus undulatus (fence lizard), 4370 nucleotides. It is a transcript of the gene EHD4, whose product is annotated as EH domain containing 4. The transcript has 6 exons. Gene Ontology annotation, biological process: endosomal transport; endocytosis. Gene Ontology annotation, molecular function: GTP binding; calcium ion binding; protein binding. Bases 289 to 1914 code for a protein of 541 amino acids. The record is from RefSeq and is a predicted model, not a curated record. Gene Ontology annotation, cellular component: plasma membrane; cytoplasm. NCBI's taxonomy places the organism in Eukaryota, Metazoa, Chordata, Lepidosauria, Squamata, Phrynosomatidae.